AGUACGGCGUUGAGCACCGCGGCGGCAGUUCGGAAAGAGAGAGCGUCUUCGGGCACCGGCGCGUCGUCUGCUCCGGACGCUGCGCUCGUCGUCGUCUGCUGCGCGGCGUGGGCCAGCCGAAGGGCCCGGGAGGCGCAUGCUUUUGACUUUGGUGCGCAAGGCGCAAAGUGUUUUGUUGUCGCCGCAAGAGGCUCACGGUCGCCGCCUGCACGCCGAUCGGAGCGACUGUCGUGCCAAUUUUGUGAAUCGUCAAAGGGUUUUUUGAACAACGUUUGCCAAUUGCCCUUGGCAUAGUCUCUGAAGUGGUCACUCGGAAUAGAGUGAUAAACAAGGGUGCUAUCGUCGAAGCUUGGGGUGCCUGAGUUGCAAGGCCCACGGAAAGAAAGGAACGACAAGAAAGCUUGCGGAGUGGUAUACCUUAGCGCCGUCGGUGGACCCAGUGAAAGUCCCGGGGAGAACUUUUCUUCGGAUUCGUCACACAGUCUCCGAGCCUGGUGGGUGACGUGCACGCUGAUUCGGCGCUGAGCACGUCCAAGCUGGGCAGGCAGUACGUGGCCCUCGACUCGGACUGCAUGAGUGUCAAGAGCGAGCACAACCUCACCAAUGCGCUCAUACAGAACAACUGUCGCGCUCCCAUGGCGAGCCUGGAGUGCCUGGACGAGGGGACACUGUCCAGCGGCAGCUCCGUGCUGGCCAGCCAACCACCCACCAGACAGGUGUCCACGUUCGCGCCGCCUGCUGUCCGCUACAGAAAUCUUGGGAAAUCAGGACUACGCAUAUCAAACGUCGGUUUAGGAACCUGGGUGACCUUCGGCUCACUAAUAUCAGAAGAGGUUGCGGAAGACAUCGUAACGGCUGCCUUCGACAACGGGAUCAACGUCUUCGACACGGCCGACAUUUACGCCGGAGGAAAGGCCGAGGUGGCUCUUGGCAAGGUGCUCAAGAAGAAGCGCUGGAGACGAUCUUCAUACAUAGUCACAACGAAAUUGUUUUGGGCGACGAAGGGCGAUUCCGAACGAGGGCUGUCUAGGAAAGCCAUCAUUGAAGGUCUUCACGCGUCGCUGGAGCGGCUACAGCUGAGCUACGUAGACAUAGUGUUAAUCAACAAAGUCGACUCCAUGUGUCCCAUGGAAGAGAUAGUCCGGACGUGCACCUACUGCAUUAACCAGGGCAUGGCCAUGUACUGGGGCACAUCACGAUGGAGCCCCGUGGAAAUAAUGGAAGCGUACACAGUGGCUAGGCAGUGUCACCUGGUGCCCCCCGUCGUGGAACAGACCGAGUACCACAUGUUCCACAGGGACAAGGUGGAACUGCAGCUACCAGAGCUGUGCCAAAAGAUAGGAAUUGGCACAAUGUCAUGGUCGCCGCAGGCCUUCGGCGUUCUGACGGGAAAGUUUGACGAAGGCGUCAACCUGCUCUCAAGGGGCUCGUUCAGGCAAUACGUUUCCGCCGUGACGGACAAGGUGGACCGUCCGGAGAAGGCCAUCUGCGAGGAGUCCGGCGGCCGCUUCACGCGGCAGCACUCCAAGCUGCAGGAGCUCUCCUACAUCGCCGAUAGGCUCGGCUGCAGCUGCAAUCAGCUCACCAUCGCGUGGUGCCUGAAGAGCGAGCACGUGCACUCCGUACUUGUGGGCGCCUCCUCGGUGGACCAGCUGUACGACCACCUGGGCGCAUUGCAGGUGGUUCCCAAGCUGACGUCGAUCGUGAUGGCCGAGAUCGAGAAGGUGCUGGACAACCGGCCGCGGCCCGUGCCCCCGCCCAGGUGACAAUUGCAGGAGCCCUGGCUGGGCCCCCGAGCACCGAUCCCCGACAGCCCCGGCUCGCAGCGGCUGCAGCCGCAACAACACAUCGCGCUCGACCUGGACGACCCGGGCCCGGCGGAAGAAGGAGGCCGGGUGCAGCGCUUCUUCGCAAGCGUCGCGCACGCCUGUGUUAUCCAGUAGCGCCUCGCACGUAACGGGACGUCGCGCUGCGCGCCCGCGGUCGUUUCUCUUGUUCUUCCGCGCGCGGUGAGGUGACCCGUAUCUGUCGACACGAAAUUUUGCAGCGAGAGGUUUGGUGAACUAGCACGUUAUAGUCCGCGCUAGCGGUGACGCCUCACCGUCCUAGCACGGCUUGUGUAGUGUCCGCUGUCCAGUUAUUUGUCACCGAUAUCGAGAAGAUGCAAUUGGGGCCGUGCCUGCGAUCCGGUUGUGUACCACGUCGAAGCAAACCGUUCCACGAGCUUUCGACCUACAGACCCCCACGCACGCUCUGAUUCAACAACGUAUACGCAAUACAGGGUCACUUACCAAGUAGCAAAGUAAGUCCUACGUGGCCGCAUUACAAAUUGUUUUCUGGAGCCUUAGCAUGAUUCAUAUGUUAUAGCGUGUCUGUGCUGAAAAGCGCAGCUUUUAAUCGUUUUAGUCCUCGUGCAAAGACGUAUGGUACACAGGUUAAUUCAUGAGCAACGCCUACAUUGAGCUAUAACUCACUGACUCUCUUUUUUCUAAUUCAAUCUUCUUUUUACACACCUGCGUCGGAUUUAAACCCUACCGCUGCUCCUAUAAGUGUUUUUUUUUUUGUUUUUGUUUUUGUUUCCGACAGUUCCCUCUAUCAUCUUUCCGUACAUUCCUUGUCGUCCUGAUCUAAACUUUAUCGCUCUUGUUUUCAGGUAAAAAGUGUCUUGCCACCAUUUCUUAGCUCGAUACAUUCAGAUUGGGACGUUCCAUAAAGUUCUUACACGACAAAAUUCCGUAACGUGUGCGUACGAGGCGCCAAAUGACCACAUAACUGUCUACAAAUGUUCGUACGCAGAACAACAGCUCCGUGUGAUUUGGAGGUCGAAAAGACCGCGCGAAGAACCGGAAACCUUGCGGUACGCGCGGAAGGCGAGGCUGUGUCUAUAGGCGCUCAACGCGCAAUAUUACGCGUCGCUGGCUUGCAACGUGCAAUUACCUACAGCCUAAUCUAUAGCCAGCGCUGUUUCGCAGUUGCCGCAGAACGUCGCUACGGCGUCGUACAGAUGACCGAGUGCGCGUCGUUUGGGAGGCGAAAUCAUUAGAGGCGCCUGCCGAUACGUGCUCGGGAGGUACGGUAAACAACAACAACAAAAAAGAAACAGCCUAAGCGGCUCGAUUAGCCUCUGGCCAUAUCACGCAUAUAGCGUGGAAACGAUGUUCGGAUAGGAGAGAGAAAAAGAAAAAGCGGUAACUGAAACGGUGGCGUAAAAUAUCCUGGCAGAUUUGCGCCAACAUAACGUUCGCUGCAGAGCUCACACCGAAGAGCGCAUAAAGAACCCACCAGGCCGUUCGUUCGCUGCUUUCGGUACGCGGAAGCAGGUUGCCCUGACGUCUGCAGACAGCGAAUGGGGGGACUAUAAGCGAGCGAUAAAAGAAAAAAAGAGAGAAAACUAAAGAGACUUCCUGCAGUGUGUCUGGGUUUAACCCUGACUUUCCUGCUGAGGCCAAAUAACCAAGGCGUGCUAGGAGCUUGAAUUUGCGAGUUGGCACGGCGUACGUUGUCGAUUCUAAUGUUUUUUUUUUUAUUUUGUCUGUGUUUGUUCAUAUAACGGCCAAGGAAAGAAUGACGUAUUAGGACUCGAAGCAAGAACACGUGGUAUCGCGAUGUUUGCGCGAGAAUGAUUUUGUCGAUCCGGCGUUCUUGGGUACCUGAAAUGUAUAGUUCUAUUUUAUUUUUUCUGUGUGUUCCUGGCCGCCUUAUGCGAGUGCAGCGAAGAGAAAGUCUUGCGCGAUCGGACUAUCCCGACAAAAAAGAAACAUAUGAGCAUUAAAUGACGGGACGCUUUCUUGGUGAUCAAAUGCACAUUAAUCGCAUGCGACAAAGGAAUUUUAGGAAGACCGAAGACGGUCGCUUGAACUGAUGAACAGCGCGCUAAAGCAACGCUAAAGGAUCCCUUGCAGCUGCUGCAACUAAAAAAAAAGAUAACUAACACGUCAAAAUCGACGUAUAUAUUGUAUUUAUUUGAUGUGAAAGCACGGAUGUUGCCUCUAAAGGUGUGCGUAGACGGCGGUAUGGUUUUUGCUUACUUGGCAGGUGCAUGCCACGGGACCAAUUCUUGCAUUACGUGGCUUCGCUUGGCAUUCACGAACAAGAGAAACGUCCGCUGGGUCAAGCGAUGGCGUUCGUUACAUGUGACGCUGCAGCCUUUUCCACUCCCGGGGGUUGACCGACACAGCCAGGGCUCAAGAAUAUCUCUGUAUUUAGGCGCGUCUCGUUGCUUGACCAUGUUCGGUUUUUUUUUCUUCCUCUCAAUCCAUUUUUACCUCUGCCUACUGUUUCCCGCAGAAACCACUGAUAUCCAUGUGUCACACUUAAGGCUUUGUUACUAGAGUUACUUAUACCACCUCCUGUUUCGGUGCUAAACUGUACGCGCAGUCACAUGACCUGCGUAAAGUCGCGUGGGUCCUUGGUGUUUGCAAGGGGGCAUGUCCGCAUAACAUAGGAUAUGUAUACAGUCAAAGCCACAGCUUUCACUGUGAGCUGUAGCUUUCACUGCAGUUCGACCUUCUACAUCUUUCAGCGACACGGUCUUUUUUUGUUUGUUUUUGUCUUUUGUUUGUGUCACAUUCGCUUCCAAUACCCAGUCUAAGUUAACCAAUGUCGACUUUGCUCUAACGUGCAAUCAAUGCUUCGGCGUGGCCUCCUUGUGGACUUACCGUCAGAUUGCCGCGUUGAAUUUGUUUUAAUUAAUUCACGAAACCGGAGCAACGCUAUACUACCUCUCUUUUCUUUUAUUUGUACGCAAAAUGAUACUAUCAUUAUUCGCACGCUCCGGUUAUAUACAAACAUUGUCACCAUUCUCCUGCGCCGUGGCGCAGCACCCUGUCUAUUGCUUUUCUUGUUUUCUCGCGAAUGUUACAAAUACAAGGUGACAAGAAUGCAUACUAGACGUUUCGCUUGUAUAAGUCAUCGCGCCUCGCACCAUUUAUAUGGUUAUGCAGAGUAAGCAAGAAAAACCUUACAGUUACGGACACAAUUGGGUCAUUUAACGUUAAUGAUACUGCGAAUUAGGUCUAUAGGAAGUGCUGCCGCCGCAUAAUCGUUUAUAAAUUGAGCUCUGCACGGCUAGUGCCUGAUGUAGAAGGGGCAGAGCUAUGACAAAGAUUUGUUACAGUUACAGGAUUGAUUGAUUGAUUGAUUGAUUGAUUGAUUGAUUGAUUGAUUGAUUGAUUGAUUGAUUGAUUGAUUGAUUGAUUGAUGUUAGCUCUUGGAACCACUAAUUCAGUCACCCUGGAUUAUGAGUGGCGCAGUACAGUGAAGAAGAGCGUCUGGACACGAACCCGCAACCUCAUGUUAAGCAGCAGAACAGCCGCUGCGCAAGUACAGUGAAGCUUAGGUGAAUUUGGUUAGAUGCCAUGCUGCUUAAUGAAAAAAAAAAGUCUUGUGGGCGCAAUGAAAUUGUAAAGAUUCUACCUUCGUGUUUGUAAAUAGCUAACCGCGCUGAAAAAAAAAAAAACAUGUCGUCUGUAUGCAUGUCACUUUGGCGCAUUGCUUUCCAGAAUGCAGGUUGAAUUAUCUGGCACGAGCAGACUGUACAUAUAGAGUUGCACAUUGAAUAACGUAGCCAGAUGAAUACCUUAAAGACAACCUUGAGUGCGUCUCCUUAUGCAAGUUUACAAGAGCAGAUAUUCGAGAAAAGCAGUGCUGUAAAUACGUGCGAACUUAAAGGUUAGAUAACGGAUUGUUUUGCGUAAGUGCUUGGAACCGUAGAACCGUAGGAGAUACCGCGUGUAUCUAAUAUCCAAUCUUCAUAAUUCCAAUGCAUCUGCUUGAUUGAGCAGAAACGUGUAACCAAGGAGGUUAUAUCACCUACGAAAGUUUACUAGCAACGUUAGACACAAAGAAAGAAAGAAACUAAAUUUCGCCGCAACCUGGGCUUAAUUCCAAAUUAUUUUUGCCAUAAAACAUACAAUAAAUGAAAACAACGUUGAACGACGGAGCACUAUUUUCAUCCAGUACAUGUUAAACGCAUGCAGUCGAUAAAUAUCUCGAAAGAAAAUAGAUGGAGAAUAGUAUUAGACCGCGACUUGUCACGCGUAAAACACGCGGGAAUAAGAUACGUCGUCAUUAUUGAAAUCGGUUUCACGAUUGACCAGGCUAUGACCAGAAACGGACGCGAAAGUAAGCCGCGCCCGCAAUCCCGUAAAUCAUUGACUGUUGUCCCUAGAGUUGGGCGUAGUCUAUAUAUAAGACGCACUGAGGUUUACAUAUGCAACAACAACAACAACGUCACGUCGCGCGUUUGUCAGAGGGUCCAAUUCAUUUUAACGUGUGUGGUUGCGAUUGUGUGGGUUACGCGAUCAAGGCGCCCCCGUUUCCCACGUGGGGGGGUGCGAGUCGUUUCCUGUACAUGUUUGACGGAUCUACGCGAAUGCAGGUCUAUCCUUUCUGUGUAUAUAGUCUGUAUGCGCGUUCAGUGAAGCUAUACAUGCUUUGCUUCUGCUUGCAAUGAAACUUUACGUAAGAGUCGUUUGUUAUCUAUGACUGUUGUGCCCAGCAACUUUGUGUCACUGCUGUGCACGUGGUAGCGAAUGUAUAACGCCCGCUGUUUCUGUUUUUUGCUUUUGUGCUUUUUGAAUGCUACAGCAUUUUUCGUUUGUGCGUUUGAAUUGACUAUACUUGUAUGCAAAGAACAUAUACGACCCAGGGGCCGAAUUCGCAAUACUUUGUAACAACUGUUUUGUCCGUUACCAACAGCCUCAUAGCUAAAAAACGUUAAUCUCUGUCACUUGCGGACCGUUCUCCUUUGUUAAAACCACUCUGUGAAGUAAGAAGUGUUUUGUGAGUGCGUGCCCAGAGUGUUACUUCGUAAGAACCGGGGAUGCAGUGCCGUGCCCUACCAUUCGGUAUCGGUUGAUACCGGCUUUCCUCGCAGAUUCGACUUGCAACAUAACUAAACCGGAGCAGCUGUAGUCGUCCUCGGUUUUGCUAUGUGACCAUUGUUAGUUCCUUUCGCCUGUGAAACUUCCUUCUUAGUGCUAGCGUAAUGAAUGGCAACUAGUUUUGAAAAAGCGUCAUGCUGGUGCGGUUGUCUUCGCUAAGAAAGGAGUGCUAUCGUUUCUCGGAUCUCUGUCGCAGCUCUACAACUUACAAUAAAGCACGGGCGAAUGGAUGAGAGAACUGCGAUGUUUUAUAGUGCGUUUGCCGCCCCAUCUUUCCAAGGUGCUGCUGCUUUUGUUGCUUUUUCCCUCCGUUUUGAAAUUCUCAAGUGCCGCCAUACCAAGCAUGCAAGAUUAAGAGUUCAGAAUGCGUCCAAGAAUAAUCCUCAAGGGCGCUUUUAAGACUUCUUAAUUGAAAUGUUGUUAACGAUGAUUUCGCGCAUCCAAUCUAGAAUUGAUUUAUACAAUGGUCCGUUUUGAAGUCUUCCGUCAUGGUUUGAAGCAGCAUGCAGAAUACGAUAGAUUCUAACCGAAAGAUUGCAUAGUCACAACCCGGCUCUCAAACUUGUGUAUAAAGCACCUGAAAAGCUCUCACCAUAAACGAAUGAUUUGAAAUGUUCCUUAAGGUAGACGCAUGUGCCCAAACGAUGUGCUUGCUUACCUCGCGCAGACUGUCUAUAUUAGGUUUGAUCCUAUACCUGUUUCGAUUCGGUUCGCUUCGCUUUGAUUCGAUCUGUUUGCUCCGUCCUCUUUGACUUUUUUGUUGGCAGCAUAAGCCUUUGGUGGAGUCGCACAAGGUAAAACCGCUCCGCAAAUACUAUUUUCCGCAUCAGCCGCGACUGUAUAUAUUGCACGGGCAAACCAUCAACUGCAGCCCUGGUUAACUGUUUCUGACCACAUACGCUGGAAAAGAAGGAAGGAGCGAGCGCCAUCUUUCUUUUUUCCAAGUGCCUUGUAACAUGGCUGCGCAUCUAUCACUAUACAACCUGCUGCUACCCCGCUGUUUAUCUUCCCUCUUUAUUUUCUUGGACGUAAAUAACCUCUAUCUUCUUCCUAAUCGGUUGCAACCUGAGAAUGCAGCGUGAAGUACAUCGUCGUACAAAUCAGUGAGAAUUUGUAUGGGUGCGCCACCCAAUUACGCUCGCUCAUUUUGGUGACGUCACGACGGAUGCGAAGUUCCUUGGAUGUCGACGCCUUUUUGCAGGAACUGUGUUUUCGAGGGCGGAAGAACAGAUGACUUGGGUGCAGUGCGGUUUUGUGGGCGAAGCCUGCGCUGAAUUUCUCAGGUUAUCACCGAUAUCACAGAGCUCGUCUGCUUUGCGUCAUGCAUGCUGCCUGCUGAUUCAGCCACACUAAGCGUUAUGAACAAAUUAUUUUUUUUUGCUAUCGUAUAUCCACGCACGGCGAUUUCAAUUACCGAGCUAAGCUACUCUUUAACGUCGGAGGAAUACACUAAAAUAAAGCAGAUAUAUAAUACUACCGUAUGUAAUAAAGAUCGAGACUGUUUUUUACGUCAAUAAGAACGUAGUUAUCAUAGCCAUUGUAGAGACAGAGUAAUGUCUACACGACGCUUGUAGUCACUGCAUCUAAACCACGGCAUAUUUAUAGCCGAUCCACUGAUAUGCGUAGAAGCGUAGGAAAUCAAUGCCUCCUGUAUAUAGGUGCUGUGCUACGCAGGUGCUGAAUUAUGUAUAAAUUUUGGGUCCAAUUCAGGUGUACUUGUUCUCACGCUUAACUUCUCGUAGCUGCCUUCCCGCCUGCUGACCAAGACUGUACCGUCAUAACUGCUUGUCAGCGAGCAGGCCGUUUCACGAAACAUAACACGUCCCCGUGAAUUUGUUCAUAGCGCCGAGUGCGUUAUUCUGCGCAGGGUUUGUAGACACCAGCGUACGGGUGAACGUUCUGAGAAGAGAAUGUGUACACAGCUUUCCACCGUUCUAUCCUCAGCUGUUUCCUUCUUCCAAGAAGCACAGUGCGACAGGGUCUAAUGGUCCGUUGAUUCUCGAAUGACAAACGCUUUAGAAAUGUUGAAGAUGCCCGUAUGUACGCAGGGGUUGUUAGUACAUGUGUUGUUCAAUGACUAAUUACAAUCAGUGCGGAGUGCACUCUGCUCAGGUGACCGAGUACACACAUUCAUUAGUGCAGCUGUUUCACCCUGCGAGAGAAGGUGCUCGCGCACGGUCCUUCGCGCAUAACUGCACGCAACUUGCCGUCACUCAUGGCAGGAAUAUCAGCCAUGAUAAGUAUAACGAACUACAAGAACGUUUGGACAUAUUAAGCGCAGUAACUAUAGUUUGUCAUACUUUCCUUUCUCUCGAGGCCACAAAGAUAAGUGCGGCUUGGUUUAUUAUUUUAGCGUCGGGGACAUAGCCUAACCGAAACGUUGGCGGUCAUUAGGUCGUUAUCCUAAUGAAUCCCUUUCUCCCGUGAAGCUAUAUUCGUGUGCGCCGAUUUGUUCAUAUUGUCCUCGAAAUAUCCAGUCCUGAGUUAUGGGAGCUUCCGUGAAGGAAGUUGUUUAUGGAGACAAUUCCCACAGAUGGUACACAAUGAAAAAGACCACGACUAGUAAAAAUCCUGCCGUUUCCGUUUCGAGAAGGAAAAAAAAAUAUAUUUUUUCUGGCCACGUGAGUAUCAUACUCGAGCACCGCAGCUAUUUGCGAUUAUAGCUUUUCCGCCUUUUAGUAUUAUGUCAACACAAUAGUUAUUUUUGCGUGAAAAGUGAGCAUAGGGGCGUCGAAAUUUUAUGUAAGCCCCGCCCAGAUUCCGCGAGAACCUGCAAUUGUGCCUCGUGCGCCUUAUUAGCUAGUUUUCGAUGCGUACCGACACUCCCACAAAUUUUCUGCAGUGACGUUCAAUCCGCGGCUUUCCUAAUCAGCCGCAGACGUGCAGUACGGCUACAUGAUCCGGUAUAUAGUUUUCUAAUAACUCGAACCCUCGGUAGCAGUGGCUUAGCUAGGUCGUCUGGUACCCGGGGCCCAUAGGUCUUCUGUCACCCCCCCUCCCCCCCCCCCCCCCCCCCCCGGGUGUAGCCGGCGGAAAGAGGGGUGUCUUCAGACGUAUAUGACACCCCCCCCCCCCUCCAACUGGCCCCUUGCACCCGGCCCCCCGGCCCCCCCUGUUGCUACGCCACUGCUCGGUAGUAGGGCCCGAAGACAAGCAACCGAAGACGCGAUGUUACAACUUCUGACUACCAUGAACGAGCCUACGCAUUCGCUUGUUAGUCCCGCAAGGAAUGACUGAGACAUUGCAUGUGAUAUGCCAACGCCUAUGCAAACACGUGUUUAAGAUCCACUGCUUGCUGCUAAAGCCCGCCGUGGCAUUCAUGGGGUUAUGCUAUACUUGUUGUUGUUUUGAAGACCUGCGCACGACACAGGAAUCCCAAGUCGUUUCUGGAGCUCCAGUGGCCGGAGCAUUCGUUUUCAGGACGUUUGUGAAAUGUGCCCUGCUUCAUCGAUGCCCUUCGAUGCACGAAAUUGAUGCUAUAUUUUUCUGUGCUCCUGGAUCACACGCAUUCAGAACAUUGCGUGCGAUUUGCUGUAUGUUUUGAGACCAGAUUAGGACUGUUAGUGUUCCUCUUUUGUGUGUGUGAGUAAAACAUUUCAGUGCAGUCAAAAUGAUGCAACUUGUGUGCUACUAAGCUACCAGCAAGAGUGUACUGUGAAAAUGCCGUUGGGAAUUGGAUGUGUUCGCAGCAUAUCCUUGCCCAAAGAGGCGUUAACUGAGCGAUGUGUUGUGUUCGUUUACAGUGACGUCAUAUUGUAUAGCUGUGAGGACAUGCGUUUACCGCUGCUAAAUGCUUUUUUCUCUCUCUCUGUAUGAUGGACUACUAACAACAACAGCGAAAAAACUGCAUUCACAAGCGUUCAGAGCGUCUGUGUGUCAGCGUGCGUUACCCUGUUUUCCUUCUAACGCACUGCCAUUUUGUCAUUAUGUACCGGCGCAAUCUGAUGGGAAAGUAUGUAUAUAUAUAUUUGUUUCUUUUUUGCACGAGCCGCAUAGACAAUAGUAACGCUACGUGUAUAGCUGUGUUCAUUAAUUAUGAUGCCUCAGCUAUCGUUGCGCAAUCUGAAAUGCUUUGUAACUUUGAGUACUCUCUCGACUUCUGAAAUUGCUUCAUCGCGCUGUUCGUGCAUGACGUCACUUGACGUAGUAGCAUACGGUUCAUUUUUGUCACCGACAUGUUGGCGUAACUAUUUAUAAAACUGCUGCAUUACCUCUCCGCGAGAGGUGUACUUGAGAAGUUUCAAGAACAGAAACCUUAUUAGUUGGAAGUGCUAGACGUGCAUGGCAACGUUUGUAAUGUGACGAUAUUGUCUAUAGCGACAAAAGGACUCGGCGAAGUAGCCGAGCAUUAGACUAUUGGAAUGCAGUAGCCCGCAAACAUAAACAAGUAAAGCUUUCUUUUGACUUUGUAUUGCCGACACUGUAUAGCUCUUCACGCUUCAUGUAUAUAUACUAUAGAGGGAAGUACGGAAACCGCGAAUGAACGGGAAGCCAGCUGUUUACGCUUUGUUCGUUGCGGUGGUGCUGUCGACGAUGCGACGAAAAGUUUAAUAAAGUUUUGACAUAUCAUG
This is a messenger RNA of Dermacentor albipictus, 11455 nucleotides long. It is a transcript of the gene Hk, whose product is annotated as potassium voltage-gated channel subfamily A regulatory beta subunit hyperkinetic. Gene Ontology annotation, molecular function: transmembrane transporter binding; voltage-gated potassium channel activity; potassium channel regulator activity. Gene Ontology annotation, biological process: regulation of potassium ion transmembrane transport; potassium ion transport. NCBI's taxonomy places the organism in Eukaryota, Metazoa, Arthropoda, Arachnida, Ixodida, Ixodidae. Gene Ontology annotation, cellular component: cytoplasm; voltage-gated potassium channel complex. The record is from RefSeq and is a predicted model, not a curated record.